This is a messenger RNA of Limulus polyphemus (Atlantic horseshoe crab), 1513 nucleotides long. RefSeq names its product protein obstructor-E-like. Gene Ontology annotation, cellular component: extracellular region. The coding region runs from base 87 to 881 and encodes 264 amino acids. Lineage: Eukaryota; Metazoa; Arthropoda; Merostomata; Xiphosura; Limulidae. Gene Ontology annotation, molecular function: chitin binding. The transcript has 5 exons. The record is from RefSeq and is a predicted model, not a curated record.
GCCGAGUCAAGACUAAGGAGUCAGAACUCGUUUGAAACUUGCUAGUGAAGAAUCAUCAGACAGUAUAAUACUCUCCUCAUCUUAAGAUGAAUAUAUUCCUGGUGGGACUGAUUCUUCUUGUUAGUGGCUCAUGUUUGGGACAGAGGUCGCGAGACUCAAAAUGUUCUGAGGAUGGCCUCUUUCCUCAUGAGCAAUAUUGUGAUUACUACUAUGAAUGUAAAGAUGGCGUAGAGACACUGCAAGAAUGUCCCAAUGGUCUUGUUUUCAGAGGCAAACGUCGGGGUCUUUAUCAAAACUGUGAUUAUCCAAAACGUGCUGGAUGUCCAGAUGGAAUUCGUACAAUGGGACAAGCCCUUAUUGAAACGGACCACUGUAAAUCGUUGUGGGGUCGUUUCCAGCAUGAGACCAGCUGCAGAAGUUUCUGGGAGUGUUGGAACGGAACAGCAUCGUUUCAUAGAUGCCCUUUCUCUCUCCUGUACAGCUCCGAGCUCGAGGCGUGUGAUUGGCCUAGUAACGUGCAAGGUUGUCAAGCGCAUCCUGUCUGCAAGGACGUAUCACAUGGGCCAAUACCCAUCCCCAAUAGAUGUGUUAUCUACUGGUUUUGUACCAAUGGUUAUCCUCGGUUAUUCCGUUGCGCUUCUCGUCUCGCCUUCAAUCCUACCACCCUUCAAUGUGAAUACGCCGAAAAGGUCCCAGGCUGCGAACCUCCUCCAACAACCCCAGCACCCCGGGAAGAAGAAAACGGACGAGGGCUUAACGACAUCCAGCCAGUACGAGUGCCGCAGACUCCACCUGAGCCCGCUAAUCCCCUGAGCAAUGCAAAGCCUGCUCCAGAACCUCCUGUUAGGACUAACUUAAGGCCCUACCAGGGUCGUAAUUAGUUUCUAGAUUAACGAGUAUGGUGAAUAGAAUAUGCAUUAUUUUAGCUGGCUUAAGCCAUGUAAAUGUAUAUCAACGAAAAGGAUGUAACCUUAUUAUAUCUAUUCCUUGACAACUUUGGUUGAAAUUAUAACACUAAAGAUACACUUUGAAGAAAUAAGACUAUUUCCUUUUUUCUCUAGUAUUUUUUAUCUAACGAGGAUUUUAAACCAUGUUCUAUUUUAAAUAUUUCCAACAGUAAAUAUUUUGAUUUCAGGUUUACUUGCUGUCAUUUAUAAAGAGCUCUUUAACUGUUAUCAUAUUUAAUUCAGUAUUAAAUUUUAACUAAAGUUAGAGCAAGCAACAAGUUAUAAACAUUUGGUCAAUUUCAGUGUUAUUUUUCAAAUGAAUAUUGUCUAAUAGGUUCAGAUGCUUUAGAAAUAUAAUAAUUUAACAGGACUAAAUGUUGCCAGUAAACUUAAGUUCAAAGCAUGCAUAUUAAGUAACAUAAUUUCAAACUGUGGGUAAACUUCACCAAUUCCAGAGAUUUACUGGUGUUAUAUCAGUGCAAAAAGCAUAUAGGGGGAUUUUUUUGCUUGGCUUACACCAUGUGGCUUAGAGUGAUACAAGUAAGAGUGUUAUGUAAAAAUUCUAG